AUGAAGUCGAGUGCUUCCCUUGUAAGGCGAAUUGAAAAAUAUGUUGGCCGCGUUGAAGGCCCUCUAGGAUGCAGAUGCGUGGCGAUCGGUGCCAAUUUAGCACAUGGAAGACGACGUCAAUACGAAUACAUGACUCUUGCCCGUGCUGGCAUUGCACUGGGGCAUUCACGGAGAGCAAUUUUAGCACCAUAUGCCCUGCUUUUGUUAACUUCAGCUUCGCUGUUCUUAAAACCUCGAUUCAAAAUCCACUGUUUCGUUCCCGAUUCUAACUAUCUGUUAAUAUCAAGCGCCUAUCCUCGAUAUUGCUUUGUCAGUCAGCAUUCGCGUGUGCUUCAACCGCAAAUGUAA
Messenger RNA from Plasmopara halstedii, 348 nucleotides. RefSeq lists its product as uncharacterized. Bases 1 to 348 code for a protein of 115 amino acids. The record is from RefSeq and is a predicted model, not a curated record. Lineage: Eukaryota; Oomycota; Peronosporomycetes; Peronosporales; Peronosporaceae. The transcript has a single exon.